UAUAUAACUUCUCAGUUCAGUCAGUCCAGUAGUUAAUCAAGUUUCACAGCCAACAGUCGCAAUUUAAUAAAAUUGUUGAAAAAUGAGUUGCAUUUCGUGUGGCCUUACGUGGGCCGUUAUUAUUCUGUCCUCGCUGUAUUUCAUAUUUAAGUUGGCAAUGAAAAAGUACCAAUAUUUCAAGGAAAAAGGAAUUCCGCAUGUUCCUGGCGUUCCAAUUUUUGGCUCUCUCUACAGCACAAUGAUGAUGCACAAAUCGAUUCCGGACUGGUUGUUAGAAGUCAUGCAUCAGUUCCGAACGCAUCGAUUUUUUGGCAUUUACGGUGUUAUGGGACCCACUUUUGUGUUGCAAGAUCCAGACUUGAUUAAACAAAUUUGCGUGAAGGACUUUGACAAUUUUACCAAUCACCCAAAUAUGCUAAGUACGUCGCACGAUGAACUUCUGUCGAACGCUUUGAAUAUUUUGCGCGAUCAAAAGUGGAAAGAUAUGCGAUCGACACUCAGUCCCGCCUUCACAGGCUCAAAAAUGCGAAUGAUGUUCGACUUGAUACGUGAAUGUGCCGAUGAUUUUGUGUCUUAUUGCAACAGCAAAGUAAACAGCGAUAAGACAAUGGAGAUCGUAACUAAAGAUAUUUUUUCCAAAGUGACAAUAAACAUUAUUUCCAGCACUGCAUUCGGUUUGAAGGUCGAUUCUGUGCGUGAUCCCCAAAAUCCCGUUUUUGUUCAUGCCACACGUUCCUUCGACAUUCGCAGUUUAAAGGCACAAAUUAAAUUUUUAAUGAUCGGAGGUAUGCCCAAAUUAGCAGAUUUCCUGGGUGUUAGUUUUACGCCGAAAGACUCUCAAAAAUUCUUUAAGAAACUCGUCAAGGACACCAUUGAGCAUCGUCGCAAGACAAAAGAAACUCGCCCAGAUGUCAUUCAGCUGCUGAUUCAAGCUCAAGAUGGCACCUUGAAAUACGAGACGGAGGAAAAGGACGAUCAUGGGGGAUUUGCUGUAAUUGAAGAAUCGGACAUUGGCAAGAAGGAAGUCAAGCAAACGUGGAGUGAUACUGACUUGGCGGCACAAUGUUUCUUGUUUUUCGUCGCUGGUUUCGAUACAACGUCCACUCUUCUCACCUUUGCCAGCUACGAGUUGGCGGUUAAUGACGAGGUGCAGGAAAAAUUAUUUGCCGAAAUUAAAGAGACGAAACAAAAACUCAUGGGACGCCCAAUUAACUACGAGCUUUUGCAGAAAAUGGAAUAUUUGGAUGCUUUUGUGUCGGAAGUUUUGCGUGUGCAUCCACCUGGCUUCCUAACCGAUCGUUACUGCAACAACGACACCGAAAUCGAAGACCACGAAGGAAAGAAAUUCACAAUUCCCAAGGGAUCGAUGAUUUGGUCCAACAUCUAUGGCAUUCAUCAUUCCCAUAAAUAUUUCCCGAAUCCCGAGAAAUUCGAUCCCGAACGAUUUUUGGGUGCCAACAAGGAAAAAAUUAUUCCCAACAGUUACAUUCCAUUCGGGUUAGGACCCCGCGCAUGCAUUGGCUCACGAUUCGCCCUGAUGGAGGGCAAGAUAAUCCUCUACAGCAUUUUGUCAGAGUUCAAAUUCGAAGUUUGUGAUAAAACUUUGGUUCCGAUGCGAUACAGUGGUGGAUUUGGCAUGGGACCACGAGUUGAUUUGAUUGUUCAAUUAAAAAAACGUUAAUAAUCUGUUAAAAAAUUCUGAUAAUUCAAUAAAAAU
Molecule: messenger RNA, 1717 nt
Organism: Culicoides brevitarsis
Lineage: Eukaryota; Metazoa; Arthropoda; Insecta; Diptera; Ceratopogonidae
Product: probable cytochrome P450 9f2
Exons: 2
Coding region: 83-1681 (532 amino acids)
Molecular function (GO): oxidoreductase activity, acting on paired donors, with incorporation or reduction of molecular oxygen; iron ion binding; heme binding
Source: RefSeq, a predicted model, not a curated record